AUGAUCCAGGAGUCGGUGGAGUUACUCUCGGGAGAGCUGGGUGGCAGUGGCGCCGGCGAGGACGACCACGACAGCAGGAGCGAGCCUCGGCUUGUCGCUCACCAGGCCGACCUGGAGGAGCUUUACCGCAACGAUGGCAUCCUAGCCGAUGCCACGGAGCAAGUGGACCAGCAUAAAGAUGCCUAUCAAGUGAUAUUGGAUGGUGUGAAAGGUGGUACCAAGGAAAAAAGAUUAGCAGCUCAGUUUAUUCCAAAAUUCUUUAAGCAUUUUCCAGAAUUGGCUGAUUCUGCUAUCAAUGCACAGUUAGACCUCUGUGGGGAUGAAGAUGUAUCAAUUCGACGGCAGGCAAUUAAAGAGCUCCCUCAAUUUGCCACUGGAGAAAAUCUUCCCCAACUUUUGCAGACAGAUGACUCUGCAGAAUUUAAUUUAGUGAACAAUGCUCUGUUAAGUAUAUUUAAGAUGGGUGCAAAAGGGACUUUAGGUGGCUUAUUCAGCCAAAUCCUUCAAGGAGAGGACAUUGUUAGAGAACGAGCAAUCAAAUUCCUUUCUACAAAACUUAAGACUUUACCAGAUGAAGUCUUAACAAAGGAAGUAGAGGAGCUCAGACUAACUGAAUCCACAAAGGUCCUAGAAGAUGUGACUGGUGAAGAAUUUGUCCUGUUCAUGAAGAUACUAUCUGGGUUAAAGAGCUUACAGACAGUGAGUGGAAGACAGCAACUUGUAGAGUUGGUGGCUGAACAGGCUGACCUGGAACAAACCUUCAACCCGUCAGAUCCCGACUGUGUGGACAGGCGCUUACAGUGCACUCGGCAGGCGGUACCCCUCUUCUCUAAAAACGUGCAUUCCACAAGGUUUGUGACUUACUUCUGUGAGCAGGUUCUCCCUAAGCUCAGCUCCUUGACUACUCCAGUGGAAGGUCUUGAUAUACAGUUGGAGGUAUUGAAACUGUUGGCAGAGAUGAGUUCAUUUUGUGGUGACAUGCACAAGCUAGAAACCAACUUAAGGAAACAGUUUGACAAGUUAUUGGAAUACAUGCCAGAAGCAGAAAAUGAGGAGAAUGCUGGUAAUGAAGAACCUAAGCUGCAAUUCAGUUAUGUGGGAUGUUUGUUGUACAGCUUCCACCAGUUGGGCCGAAAACUUCCAGAUUUCUUAACAGCCAAACUGAAUGCGGAAAAGCUCCAAGAUUUUAAAAUUAGGCUGCAGUACUUCGCACGAGGCCUGCAGGUUUAUAUCAGACAACUUCGCUUGGCUCUCCAGGGAAAAACAGGUGAGGCCUUGAAAACAGAUGAGAACAAAAUUAAAGUUGUUGCAUUGAAAAUAACAAAUAACAUCAAUGUUUUAAUCAAGGAUCUCUUCCACAUUCCUCCUUCUUGUAAGAGCACAGUAACAUUAUCCUGGAAACCUGCACAGAAGGUUGAAAUCGGGCAAAAGAGAGCCACUGAAGAUACAGCUUCCGGUUCACCACCCAAGAAAUCUCCAGCAGGACCAAAAAGGGGUGCCAGGCAGAUUUAUAAUCCCCCUAGUGGAAAAUACAGCAGCAAUUUGGGCAACUUUAAUUGACAGAGAGGAGCCUUCAGGAGAAGUAGAGGUGGCCGAGGUUGGGGAGCACGAGGAAAUCGUAGUCGAGGAAGACUCUACCGAAUAAAACAUCACAUUCUUCAGCAUUGUCAUGAGCUUAUAUACAUUCUACUACUCAUUGGAUUGCCGGGGAUGUCCCUUUAA
Molecule: messenger RNA, 1722 nt
Organism: Molossus molossus (Pallas's mastiff bat)
Lineage: Eukaryota; Metazoa; Chordata; Mammalia; Chiroptera; Molossidae
Product: apoptosis inhibitor 5-like
Biological process (GO): negative regulation of apoptotic process
Cellular component (GO): nucleus
Molecular function (GO): RNA binding
Source: RefSeq, a predicted model, not a curated record